Lodderomyces orthopsilosis Co 90-125 is the source of this 1302-nucleotide messenger RNA. It is a transcript of the gene CHT1, whose product is annotated as Cht1p. The record is from RefSeq and is a predicted model, not a curated record. The transcript has a single exon. Gene Ontology annotation, biological process: carbohydrate metabolic process. Bases 1 to 1302 code for a protein of 433 amino acids. NCBI's taxonomy places the organism in Eukaryota, Fungi, Ascomycota, Pichiomycetes, Serinales, Debaryomycetaceae. Gene Ontology annotation, molecular function: chitinase activity. Gene Ontology annotation, cellular component: extracellular region.
AUGUUGUUCAUCCUAUUUAUACUACGUUUCACAUUUGCGUCAAAUAUCGCUGCCUACUGGGGACAGAAUGCGGGCGGCAGCCAACAAAGCUUGGGUAAUUAUUGUUCCCUGUCGCCAGCAGAUAUCAUCAUCUUGUCAUUUUUGAACAAUUUCCCAACCCUUAGUUUGAAUUUUGCAAACCAAUGUUCUCAGACGUUUAGCGAUGGCCUUUUACAUUGCUCCCAAAUUGGACAAGAUAUCAAAUCGUGUCAGAGCAAAGGCAAAACGAUCCUCCUCUCGUUAGGUGGUGCUACUGGAAAUUAUGGAUUUUCGAGUGAUUCAGAAGCUAAAACAUUUGCUGGAACCUUGUGGAAUAAAUUUGGUGGUGGUCAGGAUAAUGAGCGACCAUUUGAUGAUGCUGUCGUGGAUGGUUUCGACUUUGAUAUUGAAAACAAGGACCAGACGGGUUAUCCUGCAUUGGCAAAACAAUUACAAUCAUACUUUACAUCAAGUACAAAGAAGUUUUACCUUUCUGCUGCUCCACAAUGUCCAUAUCCUGAUGAAUCGGUUGGAGACUUGAUGUCUCAGGUUGACCUUGAUUUUGCUUUUAUCCAGUUUUACAACAACUUUUGCUCCAUUGAUAAACAGUUCAAUUGGGACACUUGGAGUGAUUACGCUAGUGGGAAGAACAUCAAAUUGUAUUUGGGUAUUGCUGGCUCUCCAUCGUCAGCUGGAUCAGGUUAUGUGGAUUUAUCAACAGUGCAAGACACAAUAUCAAAAAUUAAAAAUGAUGGAUCAUUUGGUGGUGUUUCCAUUUGGGAUAUUUCGUCGGUACCAGACCAAUACAUCGAGGGCAUAAACAGUGCUUUGGAGGGAUCAGCUUCCACACCAACAACCAACUCUGUUAGCGACGUUUACAGCACAUCUGGAAACACAUUAUCCACCAGUGCGCCAUCGCCAACCGCAUAUACACCAGUUACCAGCGCUCCUGCCUCCACCACCCCAUCUACUACAACUAAUGCAUUCUUGAACUGGAUCAAUGGAUUCUUUUCACAACUGUCUCAAGCUUUACAGGCUUCACAAGCUCCUACAUCAGCUGCUACUGAACCAACUACACCAAGUUUAGCUACUCAGGCAGCACCUACUACCACCAACUGGUUUGGUGAUCUUUUUGCUUCUGAAGUCACUACAUAUGUCACAAUAACAACUACAGUUGCUCCUUCAAUAUUUAAAAGGGAUAUCAUUGUGGACUCAGAAGCCACCAACUUUCAUCCUGGAUACCUUAUUGUUGUCACAUUUAUUUCUAUACUCUUUAUUAUCUAA